Poecile atricapillus (Black-capped chickadee) is the source of this 1609-nucleotide messenger RNA. It is a transcript of the gene DOC2B, whose product is annotated as double C2 domain beta. The transcript is spliced from 9 exons. The coding region runs from base 60 to 1259 and encodes 399 amino acids. The record is from RefSeq and is a predicted model, not a curated record. Gene Ontology annotation, cellular component: membrane. Lineage: Eukaryota; Metazoa; Chordata; Aves; Passeriformes; Paridae.
CAAACUUCCCUCUCCCGCACGGGCUUCUCCGGGGGGGCUCGGCAGCGACAGCCGCAUGCAUGACACUCCGAAAAGGAGAGAAAAUGACCAUAAGUAUCCAGGAGCACAUGGCCAUUGACGUCUGCCCCGGCCCCAUCAAACCCAUCAAGCAGAUCUCCGAUUAUUUCCCCCGCUUCCCCCGCGGGCUCCCCGCCGCCGUCGGCCGCAGCAGCAGCGCCCUGCGCCCCGCUCUCAGCCAGCCCUCGGUCAGCCCCGCCGAGGCACCCCGAGAGGAUGAGGAGGAUGUGGACCAGCUCUUCGGAGCCCACGGAACGACGCCCGCGGAGCAGCCGGCCAAGAGCCAAGCGCCCGAGGAGCAGGUGGACCCCGAGGGCUACGAGUCCGACGAUUGCACCGCGCUGGGGACGCUGGAUUUCAGUUUGCUCUACGAUCAGGAGAACAACGCUCUCCACUGCACCAUCAACAAAGCCAAGGGCCUGAAGCCAAUGGACCACAAUGGUUUGGCUGAUCCUUAUGUCAAGUUGCACUUGCUCCCCGGAGCCAGCAAGGCAAACAAGCUGAGAACCAAAACCCUGCGCAACACCCUGAACCCCACCUGGAACGAGACCCUCACCUACUACGGCAUCACCGACGAGGACAUGAUCCGCAAGACGCUGCGGAUCUCGGUGUGUGACGAGGACAAGUUCCGCCACAACGAGUUCAUCGGGGAGACGCGCAUCCCGCUGAAGAAACUGAAGCCCAACCAGACCAAAAACUUCAACAUCUGCCUGGAGAAGCAGCUGCCGAUAGAUAAAACAGAGGACAAAUCGCUGGAGGAGCGUGGCAGGAUCCUCAUCUCCCUCAAGUACAGCUCGCAGAAGCAGGGGCUGCAGGUGGGGAUCAUGCGCUGCGCACACCUGGCUGCCAUGGACGCCAACGGCUACUCCGACCCCUACGUCAAAAUUUACUUGAAACCAGAUGAGGACAAGAAAUCCAAGCACAAGACAGCAGUGAAGAAGAAAACGCUGAACCCCGAGUUCAAUGAGGAGUUUUUCUAUGAGAUAAAGCACGGUGACCUGGCAAAGAAAACCUUAGAAGUCACUGUGUGGGACUAUGAUAUCGGGAAAUCCAAUGAUUUCAUAGGCGGAGUCGUGUUAGGAAUUAAUGCCAAAGGGGAGCGGCUGAAGCACUGGUUCGACUGCCUGAAGAACAAGGACAAGAAAAUCGAGCGCUGGCACACGCUGACCAACGAGCUGCCGGGCGCCGUCCUCAGCGACUGAGCCCUGGGGGCCACAGCUCCACAGCCUUUGGGCUCCUCCCAGCUUUGGAUCCGGGGGAUCCCGGGACAGCCAGGACAGCAGGACACCCCCCAGCAGGGCCUGGCUGCAGGGAAGCCCUUCCCAGGGAAGAAGGCACAGGUAGUUUGCUCUGGUGGCCGCUGCCAAGGCUUUUCCAGAACGCCUCUUUGCGCCCUGCCGCGCUCCCAGCCGCGCUCUGCAGCGGGCACGGGCACACUCACGCUCACACACACGCAGGUGUGCACCCCUGCAUGCACUGCAGUCCAGCUCCUCUCCCAAAUCCUGCCUCUACUCCGUUACCUUCUCGCUGCCUUGCAAGUCAGUGGCAAAAA